CUAUGGCGGCUUCCAAGAGAUCUUUUGAAUCCAGAAUAGCAAUGCACAGAGCUAUGAUUUCAUUCCCACUUGGAAAACCUCCUGGCAUAUCAGCAUCAACAUAAGUCGAACAGACCACUUAUUCCGGACUCUCGAGUUACUGCCGAUACCCUGAAGUGGUCAGUGGACCACCGUAAUAUGCAGCUGAUUAGUCUUCAACCAGUUGAGGGGUGGGAUCUUCUGUGCCAGAUAAAGAGAAAUCCAAAGACCUGGUCGAUCUUUAAAAAUUCCGAGAUGGAAGAGGGUAACAAGAUCAACCUCAAAGCUGAACUGACUGCGGCACGAGGACAUGUUUUGAUCCGAGCAAUCGCGGUGGUCACCACACCAAGUUUACCUGUGCAGGCUAAAAUAUCGGAAACCUUGGAUGACAAAGUCGACAUGAUCAUUGUGGACGAGGCUUCCCGCAUUUGCGAAAUCGACACCGUCGCCCUUGUGGGAUGUUACCCAAAUGCACCUGGAAAGGCUCUUUGUGGCGAUCCCAAUCAGUUGGCACCAAUAGUACUUGAUCAGGACUCUCGGGCAAGACAAACCGCUGUACCUCUACAAGCUUGCUUGACCGCCAAUGGCACACCAGCGGUCAUGCUUACCAUUUAGUAUCGAAUGGACCCUGAGAUACUUAAUGAGGUUGCAUACUAUGGACGAUUGAUCGUGCAAGAAUCGGUUCAGCCCAAAAAUCGCCUAAUUAUGAAGCUAUUGAACACUUUCAAUCGAGAAACUUUAGGAUUCACUCGACAUGCCAUCACGUUCAAUGUCGUAGAUACGGAGAUUUAUUAAGUGGUGCGUACUGGAUCCAAAUAUAACCCCGAAAUGGCCUGCGCUGGGCUCAACAUCGCCCCAGGGCUGGGAAUUCGAUGUUGUCGUCGUCGUCGUCGACGUUACACUCGGAAAAACAGCAGGCUUUUUAUGUUAUCUGAAUCGGAAUGUGGCUAUAAACAAUCGAGCCGGAUACCUCAACAUCUGGAUGGUUGAUCGAUGAGCGUUACUCUACACGACGCGUGUGGCCGUGCCUCAUGCUUUCACUCGUGCCCUUGGAGAGAACAAAGACGACGUUCAAGUCGCGAAGGAGCCGUUUGCUGGAAGAAAGGAUCUGAAAUGGUUGAGAGACUCCGAGUUCUACCAGCCAGACAUGAUUGAUUUUGAAGAAGUGAUCGCAGGUGAAAUGGAGAAAGGAAACGAUGCGAAACAGGGUUGGGAUGAUGUAGGUCCUGGAGAACAAUCAACAGGUGUCCAGGACGAUCCAACACAGGAAACACAAUGGUAAUCAUGGUCAAAGGACAUGAUGCAUUCAAACUCGGGGAUUAACAAGGGUGAUUUUCUAUUUCGAUUGAGGACAGCCAAUUUGUACAGCUAGGGGCAGGGUUGUUACGUGGUUGCCUCGGUUGAAAUACCAAAGAUGGAGGGUGACCCUGCCCCAUUGGCUUGUUGUCUUUUACUUGCUUUACUUCCAUAGACUCCGUCUCUUUUCUCUCCCUUCAGAGACGGCCACCACCAAUAAAGAAAUCACAACAUUCAA
This is a messenger RNA of Exophiala oligosperma, 1552 nucleotides long. RefSeq lists its product as uncharacterized. The transcript has a single exon. The coding region runs from base 178 to 633 and encodes 151 amino acids. The record is from RefSeq and is a predicted model, not a curated record. Gene Ontology annotation, molecular function: helicase activity. NCBI's taxonomy places the organism in Eukaryota, Fungi, Ascomycota, Eurotiomycetes, Chaetothyriales, Herpotrichiellaceae.